This is a messenger RNA of Drosophila nasuta, 1076 nucleotides long. RefSeq lists its product as uncharacterized. The record is from RefSeq and is a predicted model, not a curated record. NCBI's taxonomy places the organism in Eukaryota, Metazoa, Arthropoda, Insecta, Diptera, Drosophilidae. The transcript has a single exon. Bases 1 to 1047 code for a protein of 348 amino acids.
AUGUGUUUCACUGAUCACCAAUUUUUUGAGAGCUGUUACUGUAACUGUCAGUCAGUGACUGUCACUGACAUUCCCAUUUAUUCGGAUGGGGAAAAUGGAAACAAAUGGGAACUCUAUUUGUGUUUGACAAGCAACAUGUAUAGUCAUAUGAGAUCUUUGUCAGCACCAGAGCUAUAUGUGCGGUCCACGGAAACUCUGACGAAAACCACAAAUCUGACUCCAAAUGACGCCAACUAUUCGUAUAGUUCUGGAGUUGGGCCCAGCACGGAUAGUCGCCAACAGGUGAAAGCACAGCCAGAACAUUCGCCUGACCGUGAGAAACGAAAGUUCAUUCUGCAUCGACCAUGCCGGAUUGCCUUUCUGUCCUACGUGUAUGUGUUGCUGGGUAGCCAAGUGUUUCUAUCGGCACUACAGUGGUUGGGCUCCACCUACCGCUGGCGACCGCAUCUCAAUACAGCCGAGCGUAGCCUCUACAUGCUGCUGCUGUUGCUGACCUGGUUGAAUUUGUCGCUGGCGUUCUUCGGAUUUCGUCGUUUGCAAAUCAGCCAUCCCUUCAAUUGGAUCGUGUUUGUUUGCAUGUUCGAGAGUUUGACACUGCUCGUGAUGUGUUUGUGCCUAAGGGAAUUGGACCUGGCCUGGUAUUUUAUACUGAUCGCGAUCAGCGUAAUUCUUCUCUAUACUCCACUCGGACUUUGGAUUCCCCCAAAGUUGACGGCUAACAUCUGGAUAUUGAUACUAAUGGCGAUGUCUGUGCUAAUCACCACAAUGGUGUCCCUUGUCAGUGGCGUCUGCAUGCGUUUCUAUAUGCUGAUGACAGCGUGUUUGAUUUUCUUUGGACCCUGGACCACAUACAAUGCCUUCAAAUUGCACUCGGUGGCAGAAGACAUGACAUGUAGAUUCAAGUACUUGGAACAUGCCGCCAAAAUGUUUAUUACUUAUGGCUGUACUGUCGGUGGUCUGGUGAUAGUCAGUCGCAUAGCCAUCGAAACUAUCGAGUCUGAGAACUGCAAGAGUCGCAUCUUUUGCAACAAUUUAGGCGUUACUUGAUCAAUUCUUACUAUUCUAUAUCCAAUAAA